GCGUGUGCCACUCCCAUCGUAAAGCCAGAGAAAGGAAGAGAGGCAGUCAGAGCACAGAGCCGAGCCUUCGCCUUCGCCCCAGAGAGCGAACGAACGCACACACACAGCCGCAAUGGCGCGCGCCGGCGCUCUCUGCCUCGCGCUGCUCUGCCUCCUCGCGGCGCACUCCGCCGUCGCCCAGAAGGCCACGGCACCGGCCGCUGCGCCCACCACCACCACGCCCACACCGGCGGCUCCCGCCAAGAAGACGACCGCGCCCGCCGCGGCGCCGGCCACCACGCCCGUUGCCGCCACCCCACCGACCGCAGCGGCUCCCACCACACCCGCAACCCCCGCCCCCGCCGCGGCGCCACCCACCAAGGCUACCCCGGCACCAUCCAAGGCUCCCGCCGCGGCGCCACCCACCAAGGCCUCCUCGCCCCCUGCCCCGGCGCCCAAGGCCAGCACUCCGCCGGUCGAGGCUCCCGUCGCCGCCCCGCCCGCUCCCGUCGCCGAGGCUCCCGCCACCAUUCCCACCAAGCCUGACGCCCCCGCGCCCGCCCCGGCCAAGAAGAAGAAGAAGUCAUCCUCCAAGAAGAAGAAGAGCAAGGCCCCGGCCCCCGCUCCCGUCGCCGCCGAGGCCCCCACCAAGUCCAAGAAGGCUAAGGCCCCCGCGGCCUCCGACGACUCCGAAGCCCCCGGCCCCGCACUCGAUGCUGCCGCCGACGACACCGCGGGCGCGAUCCAGAGCAUGGCAGGAAGCAUCAUGUCGGCGUGCGCGAUGGCGCUGGGCCUCCUCGCCCUCCUCGCCUAGACGAGCAAAGCCGGUGAACGCGGGAGGCCAGCCGGCCCCAUCGAGACCCGCCACGAGAACACGCAAUCAUUCAUGCGGCCGCUGCACCGGGCCUUUCGGACGAGCUGUCUCUGUCUGUGUGUGUGCACGCCACCACAUUUUGUGCUGUAUCUCGUGUCUAUUUUUUCUAACUGGCUGGACGGGCCGGCAUCUCCUCCUCCUCCUUCCUGUGUAGUCCCACUCACGCACGUCCGCCUCGGAUUCUUUCUUCCUGUGUACCAAAUUGAUGAGAUUUGAUUUAUAUUUUUAUUACCCCUCAUUGUAUUAUUCCAUCAUUGUUUAAUCAUAGAUCUGUCUCUUUCGUCA
Molecule: messenger RNA, 1138 nt
Organism: Triticum aestivum (bread wheat)
Lineage: Eukaryota; Viridiplantae; Streptophyta; Magnoliopsida; Poales; Poaceae
Product: classical arabinogalactan protein 9
Exons: 2
Coding region: 113-793 (226 amino acids)
Cellular component (GO): plasma membrane
Source: RefSeq, a predicted model, not a curated record